UGCCAAAAGAGUGAUUGAUUCAAUCAGUGGGUUCAGGCAACUGAGCAUUUGGUUCAGACAAUAGGGUUUAGUGUUUUAGCAAUUGAGAAAAACUGUAAUCUUAACAGUAUAAAUAAGUGUGAGAGAGACACCAGAGACAUCAGAGCACCGAGACAACCUGACAUCAGGAUCUUCAUCAAAUCACUUCUGCUGAAAUCUGACCAUGAAGCUGGUUUCAGUCGUCCUCGUCCUGCUGGCCCCUCUGUUGACCAGCUGCCAGCAGCUCGUUCUGCCGGUGGACUGCAGUGACAUUUAUAAUAAUGACAACAGCCGACCCAGUGGAGUGUACACCAUCUAUCCCAUCGGAGCCACGUCUGCUGUCCAGGUGUACUGUGACAUGGAUUCAGAAGGACGGUGGACGGUGUUCCAGAGGAGGAUGGACGGCACGGUGAACUUCUACAGGGGUUGGGAUCAAUACAAGACAGGCUUUGGUAUCGCUGCUGGAGAGUACUGGCUCGGUCUGGAGUCUCUCUACCACCUGACUCAGAAGAAAAGGUACGAGCUGCUGGUCGACAUGGAGGACUUUGAAGGAAACAAAGCGUUCGCUCUUUACUCCUCAUUCUCCAUUAACACUGAGUGUGACGGAUACAGACUGAAUGUUUCUGGAUUCACUGAUGGAGGAGCAGGAGACUCCCUGAAAGUUCACAAUGGACAGAAGUUCUCCACCUUCGAUAAAGAACAGGACUCUGAUGUAGCAAGGCACUGUGCCAGAACAUUCUUGGGGGCGUUCUGGUACAACGGAUGUUUCUUAGCAAAUCCAAACGGUGUUUAUCGUUGGGGGUUUGACAGCACUCUCUUUGCUGUUGGGGUGGAGUGGGACACUUGGAAAGGUGAUGACUACUCCCUGAAGGCCAUCAGCAUGAAGAUCCGUCCUGUGCUGUAGUUCUCCAGGACCAACGUACAGCAGAAUAUCAGCUCAUCUCUUCUGAUUUCUUUCUCUCAUUAAGCAUUUAAUUUCACAACCGGUUUUAAACUGAUGUUUGUAAAUCUUGUUACUAGGGUUGGGUACUGAAACGCUGUGCCAAUAGGGCACUGGUUCCGACGUAAAUGGUAGUAGCAAGACCAAAUAACAACAAAUUUCGGUGCCUGAUUCUUUUAUUUAUUUAUUUUUUUCCCAGAAGAAACGCUGUACAGGACGCUAUGUCACCGUUAGCUAGUAGCUGGAUUAAACCCAAUGGUUAAAAUGCUAACAGCUUACGUUAAGCGGUGUAAAGUGUGACUGUAUUUCCCUGUAGAGGAUCCCGACCCCGUGAUGUAAUAGUAUGUCUGCCGCUGUCGGAAAAACAACACAGACGGUGCAUUUACUUGAAACUCUCCUCGCCAGCCUCAUGCUGCAUUCAAAGUUAUUGUAAAUUACCCUUUUCUCAUUUGGUGCUUGUUUUUAGUUGUUUAACAGCAAUUGACUGCUGAAAUAAGUCAUUGUUAUUACAUUAUUAAUCAAUCACAUGGCCUCAGCAACAAGCUGUUCUUUAAUGUUGCGAACUGU
Messenger RNA from Perca fluviatilis (European perch), 1525 nucleotides. Its product is annotated as microfibril-associated glycoprotein 4-like. NCBI's taxonomy places the organism in Eukaryota, Metazoa, Chordata, Actinopteri, Perciformes, Percidae. Gene Ontology annotation, biological process: elastic fiber assembly. The record is from RefSeq and is a predicted model, not a curated record. The coding region runs from base 203 to 922 and encodes 239 amino acids. The transcript is spliced from 6 exons.